Molecule: messenger RNA, 2462 nt
Organism: Ostrinia nubilalis (European corn borer)
Lineage: Eukaryota; Metazoa; Arthropoda; Insecta; Lepidoptera; Crambidae
Product: cytochrome P450 6B6-like
Exons: 2
Coding region: 96-1595 (499 amino acids)
Molecular function (GO): monooxygenase activity; iron ion binding; heme binding
Source: RefSeq, a predicted model, not a curated record
AUAACUCAGGCAUUUGCAAUCGCUUGCUUUCGCAUAAAGGGAAAUAAAGUGAAUCAGUGCGGUUGAUUGCGAAGUGUGUAAUUAGCGAAUUAAUCAUGUUAACAUUAAUUAUUCUAUCAGUAGUUCUCGUAGCUGGGUACUUUUACUGUGUGAAAAACUAUGACUACUGGAAAAAACGCGGUGUGCCAUACGUACAGCCGGUGGUGAUUUUCGGUUGUACGAUAGAUCCAUUCUUGCAGAGAAGGAGUAUGACAGAGUUGUUUGUGGAAUGGUACAAGAAGUACCCAGACGAGAAGGUCGUUGGAUUAUUCGAGGGGACCAAGCCUUGUCUUUUGAUCAGAGAUCCGGAGUUGGUGAAACGUGUGCUCAUUACAGACUUUGUGAGUUUCCAUGAACGUGGCCUUCACCCUGAUCAAGAAGGCAUCGAACCCCUUCUAAGUAAUUUGUUUUUCGUUGAAGGAGAUCUGUGGCGGUCUCUGCGACAGCGUAUGACGCCAGCUUUCACCAGUGGCAAACUAAAAGCCAUGUUUCCAUUGAUCGUUGAACGUGCGGAGAAACUACAAACUCGUGCGUUGAAUGCUGCCCGCCAGGGUAAAGUAAUCGAUGCUCGUGAUCUGAUGGCGAGGUACACCACUGACUUCAUCGGAGCAUGUGGUUUUGGACUCGAUGCCGACUCGCUCAACGAAGAAAACUCCGAUUUCCGAAAACUUGGCAAGGAAAUCUUCCGAUUCGGUUUCAUGCACGGUGUCAAAUCAGUGCUCAAAGAUUUGUUCCCUAGAUUUUUCAGGAGCGUAAAGUUUUUUGGAAAUAUCGAAAAUCAGGUGCUGUCACUUGUGUAUAAUAUUCAGAAGCAAAGGAAUUUCCAGCCGUCGAAUAGACAUGACUUCAUAGAUUUGUUAAUGGAAUGCCAAAGGAAAGGGCCUAUCGAGAUUGAGUCGCUGGUAAAAGUGAAGGCUGAUGGUACUCCAUCGAGAACCAUAAUUGAAAUGACGGAUCAGUUAUUAGCUGCUCAGGUGUUCAUCUUCUUCGCUGCAGGAUUUGAGACUUCCUCGUCGUCUACUAGCUAUACAUUGCACCAGCUUGCUUAUAAUCCGGAAGUUUUGAAGAAAGUGCAAAAAGAAAUUGAUAAGGUGUUGAGUAAGCAUGAUAACAAGUUAUCUUUUGAAGCUGUAAAAGAGAUGACGUAUUUGGAAUGGACGUUCAGAGAAGGAAUGAGAAUGUUUCCGUCCCUCGGGUAUUUAUCAAGAAUGUGCACCCAGAAGUAUACGUUCCCUGAGCUGGAUCUGACAAUUGACAAGGUUGGAAUCAUAAUUCCUCUUCAAGCUUUACACAUGGACCCACAGUACUUCGAGAACCCAGAAGAGUUCAGGCCUGAACGAUUUGAUCCUGAAAAUGAGAAGGAAUCAAAUAAAUAUGUUUAUUUGCCGUUUGGGCAAGGCCCAAGAGCUUGUAUAGGAGAACGACUAGGCCUGAUGCAAUCCUUGGCUGGUCUCGCGGCAGUUCUCUCAAAGUUCGACGUGACUCCCGCUCCUGAGAGCAAACGGGUUCUGGACGUGAAACCCCAGUAUGACAUCGUCCAGAACAUUGCGGGGUGAAUACCGCUGUUGUUUAAAGAAAGAAAGAAAGUUGAUUAAAGGUUACCUUUUUAUUAUUACUGAAUAAAUUACUGAGUUAUCUACACCAUCAUAAUCAAUUUUGCAAGACGAAUCGAUCUGUCUAAUCGCCUGAAAAUUUUGCAAAAUGUCAGUUACGUCAGUUAGACAGGCAAGCGACGAGUUUUAACCUAUGGAAAUAUACAUAAAGAGUAAGAGUACCAUAAGGUAUGAUUUACCGCUUUUUUCUUCCAUGAUACUGUCCCUAGAGUAGGUAUUAGGUAGUAUGUCCACCUAGACCCUUUCAAUUCGAGAUCUCGUUUAUCCCACUUUUUACCUACUCAGUAACAGCUGUCUUACACUUAACGAUGGUAGCUUUUUGUCACAAAAUUUCUGUUUUAUGUUGUUUCUUUUGAUAAAUUAUGUCAGUAGGCACGAGAUUUAAAUACCUCCUUAAAUUCCCGGUACACUUUUAUAAGACUCAGAAUUAGGCCCUUAGUACUACAAAUCUUGUCUAAAUUACGUGAUAAUCACCGCUCUAUCUCUACAGUCUGGAGGAGACAAAAAACUUGACAAAUCGCUUUGUAAAUUUGUCACUCCUCCGUAGUGCCUCCUGACAAAUUGUUAAAUCCCUUUUAGCUGCAUGCCUUAUUUUUAACGUGUCUAAAUAGGAAAAAAACUUUCUAAUAAUUAUUAUUAUGUGCUUGAUGAACAUUGUGGUUGCCAAUUUUGUAACUGGCAACACAUAAAUACAAAUAAUGUACUUACCUAUUAGAAGGAACAUAAUCUAUAAUUUUUGAUUCAACGUAAUUACUUUUUAUUUAAAUUGAUUUUGAAUAUCUUAACCUUAUAAAACAAUGCAAUACUUUA